AUGAUCGCCUCGUCUGCAUCCAUCGCUCCUCAGAACCAGCAACUUGCUGAGCUGUACAAGGCUCUAGAGAUGUUCAAGAACAACCCGACGACUCAGGCGCUCGGCGGUCCUGGAGGAGCAUCUUUCAUGAGAUUGCUGGAGCAGCUGGAGAGAGACGGAAUCGUGAAGCGUCACUUUGGGGAUGUGCCAAAACGGCUUGGAGGUGUUUGCGGUUGGACAGUGUUCGAUGACAAGAUGGAAGAGUGGUCCAAGAGAAGGCAGGCAUGGUUCAUGGAAGGCAAGGAAGGGAAAACCUACAAGCCGAACUCCCUGUUUCAAAUCUUGCGCCGUCUUGGGUUCUUUCCGACUGAGAGCACAAAGAGAGCCAGCCAUGGCCUCGACUUUGAAGGCAGCAGGACAUUUGCGUGGGACGGGAGCCGACACGUCAAGUACGUGCAGUCUAAGGCGGAGCAAGAGAGAAAUGGCCGAUUGUUCCGAGGCGACAAAGACGUGCCCGUCACAGAAAUUUCUGACAACAAUCAGAAACAAACCUUGCCAUCGAUUGCGAAAAUCGAGCACGAAUCGUUGAUGCCCUCCAUUAGCGCUAAUGGAAUCUCUCACAAAUCCGACAUUCAAACGGCCGAUGUGAAACCAGGGCAAGCUUUCGAUUGGAGUCUAGGAUUGCAAUCAAACUUCAACCCUGCAAACCAAGCUUCGACCAUGAUUAGCCAGCAAAUCCUCCAACUGCUACAGCAGCAGCAGCAUCAGCAGCAGCAACAGCACCUGUUUCUUCUCAGUCAGCAACAGCAGCAGCAGCAGUACAACCACCUGCUCAAUGGUCAAGGAAGAAUCAGGAUUGCUGCACUUGCUCCUAAGGCGGUAGACCAAUGGAUGCCUGCUACACAACUUCCCUCGUUUGAGACCUCGCUACAGUAG
Molecule: messenger RNA, 915 nt
Organism: Guillardia theta CCMP2712
Lineage: Eukaryota; Cryptophyceae; Pyrenomonadales; Geminigeraceae
Exons: 9
Coding region: 1-915 (304 amino acids)
Source: RefSeq, a predicted model, not a curated record